This is a messenger RNA of Cynara cardunculus var. scolymus (artichoke), 3450 nucleotides long. RefSeq names its product transcription factor bHLH145-like. Gene Ontology annotation, molecular function: protein dimerization activity. Lineage: Eukaryota; Viridiplantae; Streptophyta; Magnoliopsida; Asterales; Asteraceae. The coding region runs from base 2048 to 2974 and encodes 308 amino acids. The transcript has 3 exons. The record is from RefSeq and is a predicted model, not a curated record.
GUUCUUCCCGUGCUGUGCCUACUUUUUUUCAUCAGAUUGUCUCAAUCUUCUUUCUGGGUUUUCAAGAUUAUCCAAUUUGGGAUUUGGGUUUUCGAUUCUUGCAGGUAAUUUCUCUCCAUUUUCGAUCAUUUUCAUCACCAUUCACACGGUGUUUUUGUGUGUUUCCGUCACAUUUGAUUCAUUUCCCUUCUUGUUUCUGGGUUUCGAAGAUUAUUCAAAUUUGGAUUUUUAAUUCUUCAUGUUCAAUAUUAUCUCAUUUUCUUGUUUUCAGAUGAAUGUUUACUCUGUUUUCGUGUGUUCCAUCGUAAUUUUCUCAGUUUUGAUAUGAUUCCUCUCUGGUUUCUGGGGUUUGAAUUCUAUCGAUUUCACCGUUUCCAGAUGAACAUUCACUGUGUGUUUCAUUUAUUUUUUUUUAUUACUUUUUUUACUCAGAUUUCUCUGAAACUCCAUGUUUGAUUUUUGGGUUUUGAAGAUCAUUCAUUUUGGGAUUAGGGUUUCUUAGGCCUCUGCAUUUUCCGUUUUUGAAAUUGAUGUUUUUUGUCUGUUCUUCCCUCAUUUUUCUUUUACCUUUGUAAGAUUGAAUGUUUUCAUUGCUUGUGUAUAAAGUGAAUGAUGAUUUUCUCCCUUUUUUCAGCUAAGUUAUAACACAAUUUAGAACCCUAAUCAUAUUCAAAUUUCCUGUUUUUCUCUAUGAAAAUAUUUAGAAAAUAUGUUGAAAUUUAACCUAUAUAUGCUACCAAUUUCACAGAAAUACAAGAUUUUCUUCAUUAAUGUCCUUUUGUUCAGAGAAUUCUUAAUCAUUUGGGUUGAUAACCAUAGUUUGUUCCCAAUAUUUCCCCAAACAAACAAAAACCCAAAAAUUCCUACAAAAUAACAGCAGAAAAUCAAAAAAAGGCAUUGAAAACAUGUUUACAUUUCUGUCGAAAAAGAUUGAAAAACAGGAUAAAAACACAAUCAAUUUCAAAGCUCAAAUUGGUCGUUUAUGUUGUUUAUAGGUCUUCAUGUUUACCAUUUCUUGCUCAUAUGUAACUUUUAGGAACUUUUGCUUUGAUUAUUACUUAAUUGUGUUUUUGUAUCUAAUAUGCAUCUUCUUGUCAUGUUUCUACAGGCAGUUUUGACGUUUCAAACAGCUUCUAACGAACGCAAAUCAGUAACGUUAAUUAUCUCAUUAUAAAGAGCAUGCGGUGGUGUAGCUUAUCAGUAGACGUUUAUCGUAAAAUCAUAUCCCUCAACCUCUAUUGUCGUGUGAUUCUGUAAAACGUAUUGAAUCUUUAUUAAUUUACUUCACAAACCUUCUUGAUAUUUCACUUUUAGCAAACUAUUUGAUUCCUGUCAGUUCCAUCCAUGGGAACUAAUCUUUUUGUUGUCAUCCCCUGCUACUGUCGUUGGAUUAGCUGAACCUGCAUCGAUCAAAUUCCAUUUGAGUUUUAAUUCGAUCAAAUUGAAUCUUUUCAUCCUGUUUGACCACCCUCUUUAAUAAUAUUUCUUGGGUUAUUUUCUUGGUAUUUCAGUUGAAGUUGAAUCUUUUCAUCCUGUUUGAUCACCUUCUUUGAGAAUCUUUCUUGGGUUAUUUUCUUGGUAUUUGAAUUGAAGUUGAAUCUUUUCAUCCUGUUUGAUCACCCUCUUUGAGAAUCUUUCUUGGGUUAUUUUCUUCUUAGAAAAUAUUUUCUUUAGUGAAUCUUUCUUGGGUUAUUAUCUUGGAUUGUUAUUGAGAUCUUUAGGGGAGUUAAAUUAAAUACAAAGGUAGGGAAGAAGUAGUUAUGGUGUGUCAAUCAGCUGGCCAAACAAGAUUUCGGGCUUUGAAACAUGAAAAUGGAACCGCUGGGGGUGCCACCAUAAUCGUAAAAGUUAUAGCAUGCUUCCAACCUCUCCAAGAUUGUCAGGCCGAAUAUUUCCGCCAUUUGCUUAAACCUGUAACGUAGCUCUAUUUUUCUUUUCGCGAACAAAUUAAGCUCUGGACUUUUUAGGUUUAAUCUUUUUUAGAAGUUUUCAGAAAUCUUUACGCACGCCCACGUGAUAGUUCAUCACCCGGUGAUUCUUUGGCUAAAUGGAAAAGGGUUUUGAAUCUUGGUUUCAAAACCAGCAAAUUGAUUGGCAAUCACCCAAUCCGAAUUCAUCUAGUGCCCCAAUCGGUUUAGGGCCUCGAGUUACUAUCCCGUCUAUGGUUUCUCCGAAGGCAAGUGUGCGCCAAGAACCGUGUGGUUGGUUCUACGGCUUGCCUCGCUACCGCCAGGGUUUCAUCCCUGCGGUUAACUCAAAACUCCCUGUAGCAAGCCCCAAUGAUGUUGGAGCAGCAGAGAAGAAGUUUCUUGUGUUUGAUCAAUCCGGUGAUCAAACAAUGUUGAUUUAUAGUUCGGGUGUCGGAAUCGCUCCGAUCCGCCACCACUUUCCUCCCUCGGAUAACCCAAAAUUGCAAUCUGGAUCACAUCCACUUCAUGUUGAUGAAUGUAUCAAAGAGAAUGAUGGAGAUGAUUCUAGAAGCGAGAUGCGAGAGGAUACUGAAGAGCUUAAUGCGUUGCUUUACUCUGAUGAUGAUGAUAAUGAUGAUGAUGAUGAAAAUGAAGAGAUGAGUACCGGGCAUUCCCCUGGUUCAGUGACGGGGUUCGUUGAACAAAAAAGGAAAAAUUGCGAAGAAGAGGAAGCUGAGAGUUCGUUUGGACCCACAAAAAGGUGUAAACGAGAGGAGGGGGUUAAUAUUGUAAAUUCACUUGAGGACACUGCAAGCUCAGGAAAAUCUGGUAUUAACUGCUUGGGCAAUGGCGGAAAUGGAGAGUUUGAGGAAGAGUCUAAUGAUUUUUCGGCUGGUAACAGGAGGGUGAGAAAAGAGAAGUUGAAGGAGACUUUAAGUCUGCUUCAGAAUCUGAUUCCUGGUGGUAAAAAUGACAGAAAUGCCAUUGUGGUUAUUGAUGAAGCUAUCCAUUACUUGAGAAGUUUGAAGGUAAAAGCUAAAUCUUUGGGGCUUGAUUCUCUUUAAAGAGGUUAAAGAUGGUUUUGUACAUUAUGUUAUUUAUAUUGUAGUACUGAUUGAAGGGGUAAUUUGGUAAAUUUGAUGUGGGGAUGGGAUGAAGAUCAAGAACUGGGCUUAAAACUUGUAGCUUUGUGAAGAUAGGGUUUGGAAGCCAUCAGGGGAUCCUCAAGUGAUUUCUUGAAUGAUGGAUGAUAUGAUGAUUUUGUGGAAAUUACAGUGUGUAUGUAUGUGUAGGGAUAAUCUGGUCAUUUUGAUGUAGUCUUGUGAUGAAAGACCAAGACUUGGGCGUAAAGAUGAAUGAUGGAUGGUGAUCAUGUCUGAAAAGUAUUGUGUCAGGGAGAAAUUGGUAAUCUGGAUGUGAGGUUGUAGGGAGAGUUUGGUAAUUUUGUUUAUGUGGGGUUGUGAUGAUCAAGAGUUUGGGUAUAAAGUUGAAAGAGGUUUGGGAAGAGAAAAGUUUGAUUUUGAAUGAUGGAUGAUGAUGA